Molecule: messenger RNA, 1449 nt
Organism: Fusarium poae
Lineage: Eukaryota; Fungi; Ascomycota; Sordariomycetes; Hypocreales; Nectriaceae
Exons: 2
Coding region: 1-1449 (482 amino acids)
Biological process (GO): polysaccharide catabolic process
Molecular function (GO): chondroitin hydrolase activity
Source: RefSeq, a predicted model, not a curated record
AUGACGAUUUCUAGUGGUGUCAACGGCCAUACUAAUGGCACUGACCCGAAGAAUGGCAAAGUCUCUACUUUGAACACACCACCCAUCUCAUCGACUUUGGCUGACCUCUUUAACGACAAUAUUACUGCCAAAAUUCUUUAUGCUGCAGAAAGCGGAUUAAUAAACAAUAACCCACCAAUCGCGUAUCCCGAGUAUGUACCUCAAACUGGGCCAGACACUGGCAAAUAUGUCCUUCGAGAAAAGCUCUUUUGGACAUGCGGUUUCUUCCCAGGUUCCAUAUACUCUUUGAUUGAGCGUAUGAUCAAGUUUCCACAAGUGUCACCCGGCAGUUCCAAAAAGCAGCAGCUUCUAAAGCAAUUACUCAAAGUCGGACGAGCUUGGUCUGACCCGCUUCACGUCUACGCCAGACGAGAAGACACUCACGACAUGUCUUUCAUGAUCCAACCGUCGAUGAGAGUACGCUGGGAGGUUCUACAUGACUUCGAAGCUCUACAGUCAAUCACAACGGCUGCACAAUCACUUUACUCCAGAUACAAUUCCAAUGUCGGCGCUAUUCGAUCUUGGGAUAUCCUGUCUCAAGACGGUGUCGAUAUUUCAAGCAUGACUGAAGACUUUCUGGUCAUCAUCGACUCGAUGUGCAAUCUCGAUUUACUGUACUACGCAGCAGCACAGACUGGCCAGACAGAGAUGGCUGAAGCAGCGACAACCCACGCCAAAGCCUUGAUCAAAGCCCUUUUCCGAAAUGAAACCGACGACUCUGUCGGCAGAACUAUGUACAGUACCUUUCAUGUUGUCAACUUUGACCCCAACAACGGAUCUAUCAAAGAGAAGAGGACUGGUCAAGGGUACUCCGCAAACUCAACCUGGGCCCGUGGACAAGCCUGGGGCAUCCUCGGAUACUCGCAGACCUACAAUUGGACCAAAGAUCCCCAGUUCCUCGAUGCAGCCAUGGGACUCGCUGAAUACUUUAUAUUCAGACUCCUCAAGUCUCCCGACUGCGUUGAGGUACCUAUACCCGGAGAGAGCCGCACCAAGGGCCGCUACGUACCACUGUGGGAUUUCGAUGCACCCAUAGAUACCUCUGCUCCGUUGCGAGACUCAUCUGCGGGUAUCAUUGCGGCGAACGGUAUGUUGGUACUUUCGCAAGCCCUGGCCGGCAAUAAGUCGCAUGACCUCAGUGAGAGAUAUCAAUCGAUGGCCAUUCAGAUCGCCAAGGACACGCUUGAAUUUUCUUUAGCACGGGAAAGGUCCAAGGUCGCAUUGAAGGCUGACGGGACAUUUGAAGUUCAGGACCUGGAGCCCAACAGCCAUUUUGAAGCUAUCCUGAAGAACGCCACAGCCAAUCACAAUGCGAAGGACUACAAGAGAUAUUGGGACCAUGGGCUCGUGUAUGCCGAUUAUUACACCAUUGAAUUUGGAAACAGGUUGCUGAAGAUGGGACUUGUGUAA